Lotus japonicus is the source of this 924-nucleotide messenger RNA. RefSeq lists its product as uncharacterized. Lineage: Eukaryota; Viridiplantae; Streptophyta; Magnoliopsida; Fabales; Fabaceae. The record is from RefSeq and is a predicted model, not a curated record. The transcript has 3 exons. Bases 1 to 924 code for a protein of 307 amino acids.
AUGUCUCAAGAAUCAGGAAAGAAGAAUGUUGCUGGUCCCAAACCUGUCACAAAUGUUCAUGGUGUCAAGUUUCUUGGAAUGAAGUCUUCAUCGUCCACACCUUCUAGGGUGACUCGCUCCUCUGCUACAAUUGCAUCUCCAGAAUCUUCUGGACCUGCCAAGAGGGCAAGAAGUAUGAGAAUCAAGCAUGUUGCAACUAAGAAAGGAACUGGUAAAGCUUCUAAUGCUCAGAACAUUUCUGAUGACUCCGUGCCUGACAACAAUGUUGAUGUUGGUCAAGAAGACGAUGUUCCAAAUGUUGAAGUCACUCCAAAGAAGAAUCCUGAACCUUCUUCUAGAAAGGGAAAGGAAAAACAAACUGUUGCUUCUAAUGAUGAGGAAUCUCAUGAGGUACUAAUCACAAAGGUUGUUGUUCCUGCUAGUGUUGUGAAGAAGGUUGCUGUCUCUGCAAGCAAGAAGAUUGCAGAUGGAAAGAAGAAAAAGAAGGAAGGGUCAUCUCUCAAGACCCCCAAGACGUCUAGAAAUGUCGUGCCAGAUGUCCCAUACAUCUCAACCACUGCAAGGAAGAGAGUGAAAGGGAGGAGAAUUCCUACCAAUGUUCCUGAUGCUCUAGUGGAUAAUGUGUCGCUCCACUCUGCAAAUUUUGCACAGAGGUGGAAGUUUGUGGUUCAUAGGAGGCUGGCUGUUGAAAGAGAACUUCAUGAAGAUGCCUUGGAACUCAAGGAGAUUGUGGAUCUGUUGACUGAAGUUGGCUUGAUGAAGAUUGUCAAGGAUAUUGGCAGGUGUUUUGACCAAUUGGUCAGGGAGUUCAUUCUGAAUAUCCACACUGACUGUGAUGAUGAGGACAAUGCUGAGUACAAGAAGGACCACCCUUCUCAAGUAGGAAAAGCAACGUUACACAAAAUCAAAUUGCUACCAAAGUAG